Molecule: messenger RNA, 3028 nt
Organism: Ctenopharyngodon idella (grass carp)
Lineage: Eukaryota; Metazoa; Chordata; Actinopteri; Cypriniformes; Xenocyprididae
Gene: pex5
Product: peroxisomal biogenesis factor 5
Exons: 17
Coding region: 371-2296 (641 amino acids)
Biological process (GO): protein import into peroxisome matrix, docking
Cellular component (GO): cytosol; peroxisomal membrane
Molecular function (GO): protein binding
Source: RefSeq, a predicted model, not a curated record
UUUGUGAAUAGCAGAAGCGUAGCGUGUAGGAUUCGUGUGGCUGGUUCGCUCAUGUUUCAGUGGGCCACACGGGGAAGGUAAAUAAAGACAGGACGGUCACCAGCGCAACAUUUACCCGUCAGGUACAGACAACCAGGGGACCGUGAACCUCAGACGUCUUUUUAGGGCCUGCUUCGAUCCGUCGUGUUUUGUCUUUGUCUAAACUGCAUUACUCACGGGAUAAAAGGAGAAAGAGAGGAGAAGAGAGGUGACAACAUCGCCUGUGCAGAGGGGUGACAUACACGAAGGAAGCAGGCUGUUUUGGAAUUAUUGCAUAAGGACAGCAAGAUAUCUCAAGGUGUUAGUUUGAUCAGCCUUACGGUGUGUUGCCAUGGCGAUGCGGGAGUUAGUGGAGGCGGAAUGUGGGGGAGCCAAUCCCCUUAUGAAACUGACUGGUCACAUGACCCAAGAAGGAGGGGCCUGGAGACAUCGGUCAACACCCACUAUUCCUCCUACUUCAAUUGAAAUAGCCACGGAAGAGGAGCUGGUGAGUGAGUUUCUACAGGCCCCACAAAGACCUCCUCACACUUUUGAUAUGGGUCAACUGCUGGAGGAAAUGCAGCAGAUAGAUCAACAGAGCUACAGACAGGCUCCACAGAGAGCUCCUGACGUGGCUGCUCUGGCUCUGUCUGGCGAUUGGGCGGCAGAGUUCCUGUCUAGUGCUGACUCCGCCUCUUCUUCUGGACAAGCUGGUCUGGAUCCAGCUGAUGCUGACUGGACCAGAGAAUUCAUCAAUGAAGUUGCAGACCCUGGCCGCUGGGCAGAGGAGUACCUGGAGCAAUCAGAGGAGAAGUUAUGGCUUGGAGAUUUGGGAGAAAGGGAACAGGACAAAGAAUGGACACAAGAAUACCAGUCAGGUGAAGAACUACGUCAAACAGCGAAUGAACUCCUUGCCAAAGUGGACGACCCUAAACUACAGAACACAGAGUUCCUGCGGUUCAUUAGGCAGAUUGGCGAGGGCAGUGUGACUGUGGAGGACAGAGCAGGAAAAGAGCACACUGAUAAAGCACAGGCCAAGGAGGCACAGCACUGGGCCUCAAGCCUCCACCAGGUUUCGGCAGAAUCUGCAGAAUCUUGGGUAGAUGAAUUCACCACUUAUGGGCCAGACUUCCAGCAGGCCAAAGCAGCGGUGGAGAGUGAUGUUGAUUUCUGGGAGAAACUCCAGCAGGAGUGGGAGGAAAUGGCAAAGAGGGAUGCUGAAGCUCACCCUUGGCUCUCAGACUUUGACCAGAUGCUCAGCAGCUCUUACGACAAGGGAUAUCAGUUUGAAGAAGACAACCCGUACCUGUCCCACGAGGAUCCGUUUGCUGAGGGCGUGAAGAGGAUGGAGGCGGGGGACAUUCCUGGAGCUGUACGUCUCUUUGAGAGCGCGGUUCAGAGACAGCCAGACAACCAGCUGGCUUGGCAAUAUCUGGGCACCUGCCAGGCAGAGAACGAGCAAGAGUUUGCUGCUAUCAGCGCCCUCCGCAGAUGUAUUGAGCUGAAAAAAGAUAAUCUGACAGCCCUCAUGGCUCUAGCUGUGAGCUUCACCAAUGAGUCACUGCACAGACAGGCCUGCGAGACGCUCCGUGAUUGGUUGAGGCACAACCCUAAAUACCGGCAGAUCCUGGAGCAGCAUGAACGAGAGAAGGAGAGGGAGGGUGUGAGAGAGAGGGAGAAAGAGAGGGAGAGAUUUGGAUCUCUUCUGCCAGAGGCACUGUUUGGUGAUGUGCAGACGUUGUUUUUGAGUGCAGCGGCCGCUGACCCCACACGGGUUGACCCUGAGCUGCAGUGUGGUCUGGGCGUUCUCUUCAACCUGAGUGGAGAGUAUGACAAGGCUGUGGACUGCUUCUCUGCCGCCCUGUCUGUGACGCCACAGGAUUAUCUGCUGUGGAACAAGCUGGGAGCAACUCUUGCGAAUGGUAAUCGUUCAGAGGAAGCGGUCGCUGCUUACAGACGCGCGCUGGAGUUACAGCCUGGAUUUGUACGCAGCCGAUACAACCUGGGCAUCAGCUGUGUCAACCUGGGUGCACACAGGGAGGCCGUAGAGCACUUCCUAGAGGCCCUUUCUCUGCAGCGACAGGCCGCAGGGGAUGGAGAGGGAGGUGCGAGUCGAGGGCCAGGUUCAGCAGUGACUGUGAUGUCAGAUAACAUCUGGUCCACCUUACGCAUGGCAUUGAGCAUGAUGGGAGAAAGCUCGCUUUACUCAGCCGCCGACCGGCGAGAUCUGGACACGCUGCUGGCGCACUUCUCCCAUAGAGAAGGAGAGACAGAAUGAAGGAUGGAGGAGUUGAAGGAGCGCAGGAAGAUCGAAUGUGAGUGUGGAGAAGCUUGUUUUGGGGAGAAAACAUCAAGACCGAAGGUGUACAUUUCAACAAAGGGGCAUGACGUUUAGAGGUGCUACAAUGUGAGGAGAAAAAAAGUGUGAAACACCCAGCUCCAGCACUGCAUUAAUGGACAGACAUAUGCCUGAGAAAAAAGGACAUGUGGAAAAGCCCAUGGUACGGUUUAAAAACACAACAGUAUUUAUAUGGUUUUUGUAAGUUUACGCUUACAGAGAAUCUGUUGUAAUUCUUCCAUUUUGUUAAUCUUGAAGAUUACCGUUCUAUCCUUCUCAAAAUUACAGUAAUAUUUGUCAUAUGGGGAAAAUAAGGUCCUUGCACUGUGAGCUCAAAAGUACUUGCCUCUGUUUGACACAGAGAAGAGGGAUGUGGAGAUAUAAUUGUGUUGUACGUCACUACAGCUCCUGUACAAAGUAUCAGUGAUUUGCAAGCCUUAAAGUUAUACUGGCAACUACAUUCAUAAGCAAGGGAAGGGUUGUGAGACUGAAAGACAUGUCUGUAAGCACUCUUUCUUAUCGGAUAUUUGCUCUUGCUGUAAAAUUAUUUGCUUAAUUGUAAAUUCUACUUGCCAUAUUGUGUAUUGUACCAUAAUUAUUAAUGUUUUGCAUAUAGCCGAUUCAAAUUGCUAUGACUUCCAGCAAUAAAGCUUUGACAAAAAUGCUUAGUAA